Molecule: messenger RNA, 522 nt
Organism: Knipowitschia caucasica
Lineage: Eukaryota; Metazoa; Chordata; Actinopteri; Gobiiformes; Gobiidae
Source: the annotation of a GenBank genome assembly
AUGACUAAAGGGGAGAAAGAGAAAGCGGCGUCGAACGGCCCUCGCCACACCGUGCGACACCCUGCACCACGCGCCUUGCCGCUCCGCUACGACUCCCCGCUCCGCUACGACUCCCUGCACCGCGCUCCGCUACGACUCCCCGCACUGCGCACCGCUACAACUCCCCGCUCCGCUACGACUCCCUGCACCGCGCUCCGCUACGACUCCCCGCACUGCGCACCGCUACGACUCCCCGCACCGCUACGACUCCCCGCACCGCGCGCCGCUACGACUCCCCGCUCCGCUACGACUCCCUGCACCGCGCGCUUCUACGACUCUCCGCUCCGCUACGACUCCCCGCGCCGCUACGACUCCCCGCUCCGCUACGACUCCCUGCACCGCGCGCUUCUACGACUCUCCGCUCCGCUACGACUCCCCGCAGCACUACGACUCCCCGCACCGCGCAACUCGCCGCAACCCGCAAUUCCCCUCCCCGUGACUCCCCGCGUGACUCCCCGCGUGACUCGCCGCGCCGCGCCAUGA